Messenger RNA from Otolemur garnettii (small-eared galago), 4200 nucleotides. Its product is annotated as putative spermatogenesis-associated protein 31D3. The coding region runs from base 1 to 4200 and encodes 1399 amino acids. Lineage: Eukaryota; Metazoa; Chordata; Mammalia; Primates; Galagidae. The record is from RefSeq and is a predicted model, not a curated record. The transcript has 5 exons.
AUGGCUAAUAUCCUGCUUGACUUUCUGGGUAUUUCUAACUUUGCCUUCCUGUGUGGGAUGGUGCUUCUCCUUCUAUCUGUCUGCUACUUAGAGACUCUAUAUUUCCCAACAUUUUGGAAACAGAGAAACAGUAAACAGGGGAAGAGAGCCAAAAGAAGGAAGAAUGGGAUUCGGAAAGGUCAAAGAGCUUGCCAGAGUGAAGUAGAGGAGGCAAGGAAGCUACUUUCUUUGCUGCAGAGCCCACCAGGUCAGCAUAGUGACACCAACUGCUUCCGCCAACUGUUAUGUCCUGACCCCCUCUGUGAGGUGUGUAAUAGAGCCACUGCUGAGGUCAAGCGACUGCUUUUCCAGGAGUCUCCAGAAGAUGCUGUUCCCUCAGUGUCCCCUUUGACUUCCACAGCAACUGAAGAGCCUUCUCCACCUUCUGCUUCCAUUCUUUCACCUGACCUGACCGCCCCCUUACCUGAUUUACCUUUGCCCUCACCACUGGAUGACUCUCUGCCACCACAGCCUGUUCCUCCCUUGGAUUCCAAAGUUUCACUGGACCAUUCCCCACCCCAGCUGCUUGCCUUUACCCCUCUCCCACCACCUCACAUUCAGGGAGCAGAUCCUGUUUUCCAAGCAGAGGCUACUUUGUUUGUAAAGACCAUCUACAGAUUUGACCCUAUUCUUUCCCAAGAUACUGACCCUUUACCAAAUGUCUCCCAGGAACCAGAUCCCACUGAUUCACAUGCUCAGCAUCACAAAUCCCAAACCCUGUUUGCUUCACCACUGCCAGACUGCACUUUAAUUGAGACUCUAUGUAAAUCAAUCUCCACCUUAGUGAAGCCUGUUCUGGAGAUAACCUCUCCAGAAAGUUCUGAUGGGUUGUCUACCUAUGUUCCAAAAGUCAGAGGAAAUGACCAUUCAAUUUCAGAAUUCUCCCAGUGUCAGGCUCAUGCUAUAAACAUGUUCCUCCCUACAUCACCACACCCUGAUUUUCAGCAAGAGCAUGUUUCUUUCUAUCUACCAGAGACCUCUCCUACCAAGCACAUGGAGGCCAGUAGUCUUUCCUUCCUUGGCUUUAAUAUACAGGAACUCUUGGAGAGACAAAUAAAAAAGAGAAUGGCUUUCCAGGUUUUGGAGAAGAAAUACAAGGAGAAGGGACCAUUUUCAAAACAAAUGUGGUCAGAAUACCAACCAACAUCUUCAGGGAAUUCACUGCAGGCACUUGUUGAUGAGCAGAAUAUGAUAGCCCCCCAAACUGGCUGGAACAUUAAAGACACACCAGACAAUCUGCACAUUUGUCAGCCACUCCUAUAUGUCAAGACUUUGGGAGGAAACUUUCAGCAGAAAUAUAACCAAUUCUUCUGGGGUCUUCCCUCUUUGCACAGUGAGUCCCUAGUGGCUCCUCUCCUGGUCUCCAGGAGCAAUUCCCCACUAGACUCUUGCAUUAUAUCAUUCAAUGAAAGCUGUAAUUCUCCUGCAGUUCAAAUGCAAGAUCAAGAAUCUCCGUCAUUUCCUCAAUCCCAUCCUCCUCCCCCCACUCAUGUACAUCCCUACCCCUUUUCUCAAACCAGUCCUCAACCCCACGUUCUACCUCUUACACAGGUCCAUUCCCAGGCCCACCUUCAAUCUUCACUUCCUAUGCCACCAUCAUCCUUUCUACCCCAGAUUAAGGACUGUGGAGUAUGUUUCCAUAGACUCCAGAAUGAGGCUGGCUCUCACAUCUCAAAUGAAAAUCAACAUCUGGAAUGGCAUGUGUUGCAGAAGCAACAGGAAGGUUUAUGGGGUGUAGUCCCUGUGCUCCAAAAAUCUCAAGCUGUUUUCUUUCCAGCUCCCAACCUUCCAUCGGUCAACCAGUCCUCCCACACCUCUGGUCCAGGCUCCACCUGUCCUGGCCAUUUUAAUGUCUACAGUGAAACCCAAGAGGAGCUUGAAUUCCAUGUUCCAAAGAGGCUAAUGUCAUCCUGGUGCCGCCAUACCUGCAAGAAUCGGGGAUCUCUAGCACUGAUGGAGCCUCAGUGCAAAUCAACAGAAAUAUCUCAGCAGAAUUAUAGUCAUACUAACUCAGAGUCCUCUGAGCUUCAUGGCCAUGGUAGCAAGGAUGUAGGUAAGACAGAAUUGAGUUGCUUAGGAAGUUUCCAUGAGGGGGUCUCAACAAAGUUUCACCUGAGGAAAGAGGUACCCAAUAAUCUGGGACACAUCAUGGGGAAGUGGCCAUUAGAUAAAACACUAGAAAUUUCAAAAUGUAUCCUAAUGAGGGAACCGAGGGCUGCCUCUGAGGCACAAAGUGACUUGGUAUGCUGCUCAAGAAACAACUCAGGGGAGGAACUGCUAAGUGUAUCAAGGAGCAACUUAGACCAGAAUCAAAGAAAAUCCAUUCUUAGAUUACAUCUGACCAGGAAGUCUUGGCAGAUCACUGCAGAUAGGAUCCCUAUAGAUGUGUGUCGUUCAUGGCUGGCUGACAACAAUGUACUGUGUCUUCCUGGGAGUUCUCAUCAUAAAAUGGAAAGAAAUUUAGCAUCAUUGGCAAGUAGGGCCUACUGCAAGAUUAGCACGCUAGGGCUUUCCUUUCUUGAUCCCAAAACCUAUCAUGGGCUAGAAGCCCAUAUUAUGAGGUUUAGGUUAAGUCAGACAUGGGGCCUACCCCUUAGGGUUCUUGAAUCCAUCAAAUUCUAUGCCUUGAGAGAAGCCAAAACAUGGCCUCUUCCCCAAUUUGACUUUUUUUCAUCUGGCACCUAUUUUUCUAGGUUGGUUUCUAAGUCCUUUAAGGAAACCUCAAAAACUUUUCAGGGAAACAAGUUAAGAAUGAGUUCAGUUCCCAUCCUGAAUUAUUUCCUCCCUGAAACCUCACCUAUAGGUAAGGAAGAACGGGGGUUCCUGAGACAAUCACCCUCUGAAGCUGACCAUGAGCAUGAAGAGAAUGCCCAGACAACUGAACAUGGCAGACAGACACUUCUGCCCUGCACACACAGCAGCACAGACAAUGCAAGACAGAAACAGACUAUACUAGCCAAGAGACACAGCCCAAAGCUGCCUAUGGGACAAAAUGGAGCUAGACAAGCAUCAGGGAGUGAAAGAGUAAGUUUCAGUGAUAGCGUAGAAAGGCUUCAGGAUGAAAGUAUGGUGAAGAAGGAUUCAAAACAUUUUUUUGUGUCCAAUGUGUUGCGGGAGAUAUUCAAGGCUGAUGAACUCUGCUUUCUUCAAUCACAAUCUACUGAUACCUCAACAACCACAACCAGUGAGUUGGGAAGUUCCUCAAUGAUAAAUGUGAAUAAAAGUGAAGACAAAAUUACUGUGACUACCACAUACUCUCCAUCAAAAAUAUCGAUUCCUGAAGAUUCUACAUCAUUAGACCUUGAAAGACAGCUGGUUAGUGAGAUAAAGUUUCCAUUGAAGAGUGAGGAGCAUAGCCAGACUGAAGAUGGUGCCAGUGGCACUUUCUAUAGUUCAGAUUGCUUGGCUUCUGAAUCUUCACUGCCUUGUUCCAAGGAUGUCUCCAGCAGGAGCCUGGCAACUGCUCAGGUGCUGCGUCUCCACAUGAACAAUGGAGAAGUCAUCAUGGAACAGAGAGAGGAGCCCCUGGACCCUAAGGAUGUCUUAGAGGAGUGCCAGGAUAUGGAUUUUCCAUCAUUCAAGAGGGUAGUGAUCCCUUUGGGACUGAAAGCAGGAGAAAGUGGAAAUGAGGACCCAAGAUUACAAACAUACAAAGCCAAAAGAAAGUGCCAUUUUGUCAAAGAUAAGAGGACAUUAGAAGGGGCUUCUAAUAUUGUGGGCCAAGACAAACCAUGUCCUCCUGAAAGUUACUUUAGAAAAAAGAUAAGGGAGUUUUUUCAGUGGUUCAAGUCCAAGAUAAAAGGCACCUGGCUGCAAAGUCCCCACAAAAAAGUCAAGUUCAUGCAUGACUUUUUCCAGGACCAAGACCCCGUUGAAGAUAGACAUGUCUUUAUUGUGAGUGAUGGGCCUCUUGAAGCUUUUGAGCUCAUGAGGGUCCUUGGGAAUAUCCUGGAGGAAAAACUGGGAUGUAGGCAGGAAUCUGAGGCCUUGCAAUUAAAUCAGAAGAAGAAAGAACUGUGGUCCCUAGUAGAGCCCCACAAAGGAAAAUGCUCCUACUAUGCGGUUCCCUUUGGCCCAGAGCAAGGGGAAGGAUCAGUUACCAAGUACUACAACCAAGAAGCUGUCUUUGCUGGCCCAAGUUGUCUUACAAGUUUUAAAUGA